Messenger RNA from Corylus avellana, 2126 nucleotides. Lineage: Eukaryota; Viridiplantae; Streptophyta; Magnoliopsida; Fagales; Betulaceae. The record is from RefSeq and is a predicted model, not a curated record.
UAGUGAAUAGAACAUCCAGAAACUACUUGGCAUUUUCCUCUUAGUGCUUCCACCCAAUUUAACACCUUUGUUUGCUUCCUCUGCUCGCCUUUGCUUCUUCCUUCCAUCCACCCAAAUGGAUAUCCAAAACUUCUUCACGUCCCAAAAACGUUCCCAUAUAUGCAUUUUGUUCAUCAUCUUCACCAACUUAGCCAAGCGCGCUCUAUCCGUUAACCAAAAAUUCCAAGACUGCGCUCCUCGUGGUUGUGGAAAUGGCCCAAACAUAAGCUACCCCUUUUGGAUACUUGAUGAACAGGAAUCUUUCUGUGGCUACCCCAGCUUUGGUAUUACCUGCAACGAGCAAAACCCAGUUCUGAAAAUUUCCAAUGAUGAAUAUAUCAUUAAAGAUAUCUUUUACUCCAACCAUUCACUUCUCUUGGCCAAUGCCGCCGCCUAUAGGGACGCAUGCCCUACUCCUUUGCAUAACGUUAGCCUUGAUCGAACCCCAUUUAAUCUUAGUAUGUAUCGUAGUGAUUUCUCCAUCUUCUACAACUGCACUUCACUGCCUCAAUACCCCACAUAUGGGUUAGACUGUGCUAGCAAUGGUACGACCCUUCAUUCUUUAGCUGUUUUCUAUGAGAAAGCAUUGGAGGUUAACUAUCCGUGGGAAAAAAGGUGCCAGUCUUUGGUUGAUGUGCCAGUGGAUAUGCUUUUUGGUGUCAACUUGACAAGCUUGUCGCAAAUGAAUUAUACUGAAAUUUUGAAGAUGGGUUUCUUGUUAAAUUGGACUGCACCUAACUGCAGCAGUUGUGAGAAAAGUGGUGGACGCUGUGGCUUCGAUAAUGGUGAAUUUGUUUGUUUUUGCCAAGACUGGGCUCAUCACAACACCUGCGAUGAUGGGAGUCGAAGAUCCAAAGUAAUGAUAAUAGUACUAGUUGCUUUAUCGGCUGGAAUUGGAGUUUUGAUGGUUACAAUAUGCUGCUUCAAGAGAAAGCUCUCAUCAAGCAAAAUUAUUUGUUUUUGGAAGAAGGAAAGUCAAAACCACAAGAGUGUCGAGGCCUUUUUAAGGAACAAUGGACCUCUUGCUAUUAGAAGAUACAGUUACUCAAAUAUCAAGAAAAUGACCAACUUCUUCAGAGAUAAAUUAGGCGAAGGGGGCUUUGGUGGUGUCUAUAAGGGAAAGCUACAAGAUGGCUCUCUUGUGGCAGUAAAGGUUUUGAAAGAAUCAAGAGGUAAUGGAGAGGAAUUCAUUAACGAGGUUGCAAGCAUUAGUAGGACGUCUCAUGUCAACAUUGUCACUCUUAUGGGCUUUUGUUUUGAGGGUCCUAAAAGAGCUCUUAUCUAUGAGUUUAUGCCUAAUGGAUCACUCGAGAAAUUCAUAUACAAAAAAAAUCCCUCCAGGGCUGAUUGUCGAUUAGAAUGGGAAACUACAUACAAGAUUGCACUUGGCAUUGCUCAUGGACUAGAUUAUUUACAUAAAGGUUGCAACACACGAAUCUUGCAUUUUGACAUAAAACCUCACAACAUUCUUUUAGAUGAGAAUUUCUGUCCAAAAAUUUCUGAUUUUGGCCUUGCAAAAAUAUGCGCUAAAGAAGAGAGUAUCAUAUCCAUGUUGGGUGCAAGAGGAACCGCAGGAUAUGUAGCACCAGAACUUAUUUGUAGAAAUAUUGGGAGGGUCUCUCACAAGUCAGAUGUUUAUAGCUAUGGAAUGAUGGUUUUAGAAAUGGUUGGGGGGAGGAAGAAUGUUGAUAUUGGGGUUGAUCAUACUAGUGAAUUAUAUUUUCCACAUUGGAUUUACAAGCGUCUUGAACUAGAAGAAGAACUGGGAUUGGAGGGCCUUAUGAAGGAAGAUGACAAAGAAACUGCAAGGAAACUGAUAAUAGUGAGUUUGUGGUGUAUACAGACUGACCCUUUAAACCGACCACCAAUGAGUAGAGUCGUGAAAUAUGUUGAAAGGAAGCCUCGAUUCCUUACAUAUCCCACCCAAGCCGUUCUUGUCUUCCCCGCCAAGGUCACUCACAUAUCAAUCAACUACAAUGGAAUCAUCGAUCAUGGAUCAUUCUUAAAUGUUGAAAGAGAAAUCUUAGUGCUAGAUAAUAACCGAGAAUUUUCAUGAAUUGUAUCAAUUAUUAGCUUGUUAAUUCGAA